CCAGAACCAUAUUUUGUUACUAUAUUCCUUGUGGAUAUCAAUGAUGGACGUCGUGUUAGUGAAGAUUUCUAUUGGAAUCCGAAUUCGUCAACCAUUGAUUCUAUGUUAUCAAUUGAUCAGUUUAAACAUUUACCAUGGUUCUCAUCCAACAAUACUGUCGUCAAUAAUAAUAAUAAUCAAAACUCUGAACUAAUCAAUAAUACUAAUGAUCAGUCAGUAUCUCAUCAACAUCAACCUAUUGCCUCGUCUAAUCGUGGCGUAACACGUAGACCAGCUCCACCACCACCGCUGCCAACAUCAACAGCAUCAGCAGUCACCAGUAAUCUUGUUUCUCCAUAUGGAACACAAAAUUCAAUUACAUUAGAUUGUUUGACAAAGUGUCGAUCGGCAUUAUUCUCAAUCCCAUCUACUUAUCCUGUGAACAGCAUUAAUAAUAAUAAUUUGUAUAUCGUUGUACGUGUGGAUAAAGUGUUUAGUGGAUCAAUCAAUACUAUCAUGGAGAAGUACUUGAAAAAUACUGGCAAUAUUACUACUAAUACUACUAGUACUACUACUAAUAAUAAUAAUAUGAGCGAUAAUCUGAAACUUGGUUCCACUAUACACAAAUCAAUGAUUAAUUAUUGUCGUAAUAUUGGUCGUUAUCGUAUGCCAUUUGCAUGGGGUACAAGACCUCUAAAUAGUUCGAAUCGUUUCAUACAUUUAUUCAAAAUGGACGCUAACAAAAUACCAGAACAAGGAUUAAUUCAAUCUGUGCAAAUGUGUUCACGUUUAUUUAUUGAUUAUACUAAUAAUAGUAAUAAUAGUAGUGUAGCAAGCAUGGUUAACUGUACUACUACUGAUAAUGAUAUAAGUAGUACUGUCAAUGAAAGUAUUCUUCUUCCUUUUCCGGAAUCAAUAAAUCGUUUAUUUAAUAAAUUGGAUUCAAAUCAGUCGAAAUUAUCAAAAAUUAUGAAUCAUACUCAUACUCAUACUCAUAAUAAUGAUUUUAUGAAUUAUUUGACAGAACACGAUCGAUUAUUGAUUGAUUCGAUGGAACGUUCUCUUAAAACUCAAUGGUUACCGUUACGAUUUGAAUUAGUGAUGAGUGAAUUGUUAAUGAAUCAGCAUGAUCAUUCUAAUUUACCAGUUGUAUCACG
This is a messenger RNA of Schistosoma turkestanicum, 1136 nucleotides long. Lineage: Eukaryota; Metazoa; Platyhelminthes; Trematoda; Strigeidida; Schistosomatidae. The record is from the annotation of a GenBank genome assembly.